Molecule: messenger RNA, 2053 nt
Organism: Haliotis rufescens (red abalone)
Lineage: Eukaryota; Metazoa; Mollusca; Gastropoda; Lepetellida; Haliotidae
Product: arsenite methyltransferase-like
Exons: 9
Coding region: 951-1997 (348 amino acids)
Molecular function (GO): methyltransferase activity
Source: RefSeq, a predicted model, not a curated record
UCAGGUACAGAGGGACGACACAACAGCAGAUUGUUCAGGUAAAGAGGGGCGACACAACAGCAGACUUUGUUCAGGUAAAGAGGGACGACACAACAGCAGACUGUUCAGGUAAAGAGGGACGACACAACAGCAGAUUGUUCAGGUAAAGAGGGACGACACAACAGCAGACUGUUCAGGUAAAGAGGGACGACACAACAGCAGACUUUGUUCAGGUAAAGAGGGGCGACACAACAGCAGACUUUGUUCAGGUAAAGAGGGACGACACAACAGCAGACUUUGUUCAAGUAAAGAGGGACGACACAACAGCAGACUUUGUUGAGGUAAAGAGGGGCGACACAACAGCAGACUGUUCAGGUAAAGAGGGACGACACAACAGCAGAUUGUUCAGGUAAAGAGGGGCGACACAACAGCAGACUUUGUUCAGGUAAAGAGGGACGACACAACAGCAGACUGUUCAGGUAAAGAGGGACGACACAACAGCAGAUUGUUCAGGUAAAGAGGGACGACACAACAGCAGACUGUUCAGGUAAAGAGGGACGACACAACAGCAGACUUUGUUCAGGUAAAGAGGGACGACACAACAGCAGACUUUGUUCAGGUAAAGAGGGACGACACAACAGCAGACUUUGUUCAAGUAAAGAGGGUCGACACAUCAGCAGACCGUUCCGGUAAAGUGCUCCGCACAAUCGUCAAUAUAACCUUCGGAGUAAACUAAAACCGACUCAAGCGGCUUGGUAAGAGGAUAGGUUGACGUUAUUUAACAGUUAUUUAACACCACCUGGGUAAGAGGUUGUUUAUGUUACAUCUGGAUGUGAGGUUGUUUAGUAAAAAAGACGGGUGUGAGGAUUUUUGGUUAAAUAAUGUGUGAUUGUUAAACAAAGUGUCGUAAAAUACAUCCCAAUUUUUCAAGUUUACAGCAUUACGAUUUGAGAAAAGUCAGCCCAGCAAAGAUGAGUGAAAUUCACGACUUUUUGAGAGACUGCUACGACUCCACUUCUGUAAAGUGCAACUUCAUCUGCGCUAUCAAUGACUGGAACCUGACGCCCAACAUCAAGAACAUCGUGUCUCAGAUACACCCUGAGACGAUGAAGAGGUAUUACGGUUGCGGACUCAAUACCCCCGAAGGCAUUGAAGGGAAACGUGUCCUUGACAUUGGAUGCGGAUCAGGCAGUCUCGUUUUCCUCCUCAGCAAAUUAGUCGGCCCAACCGGAAGUGUAGUUGGUGUGGACCUGUCGCCAAAUCUGAUUGCCGAGUGUGUGAACAGGGAGGACUAUCACCGCAACAGAUGGGGAUACGACAAGAAAAACACGGAGUUCUUUGUCGGAAACGCCGAGAACAUGUCCCAGCUUAAAGAUCAAAGUUUUGAUGUCAUUGUAUCAAACGGUGUGUUUUGCUUGAUACCAGACAAGUCAAAAUCGUUUGCUGAAGCCUUCAGAUUGAUGAAGGAUGGUGGUGAGCUCUACUUGAAUGACAUAUACGCUGAAACACCAGCCCCCGCCGAGCUCAGGGAUGAUCUGAAGUUUUGGGAUUGGGCUGUGACUGGUUCCCAGCUGCCAGAUGAGUUGCUGUCCUCGGCCAAGGACGUAGGCUUCACCCUGCCAUACCUCACUUCCGUCGGACCUAUCGACGUCAACGAUAGUUUCAAAACAUUGCUACCCGGAAGAAGGUACCUUUGCGCGGGCAACCGGAUGUUCCGUUUAGGAAGCGGAAGUGACAGGGGACCAGCUUCUGUGACGUACAAAGGAAACAUCAAAGAUCAUGAGUCGGAGUUCAAAUGGGACGUCAAUCUGACCUUUAAGACAGGGGAGGCAGUAACAGUAGACGGGGAACUGGCCGCCAUCUUGGCCAAUACUCGCUACAGGGAUUCCUUUGACCUUCAAGACACUUCCGGUCCGGCCGAGACAAGGCGGUGUCAGAAUCCCUUUGCGCAUCUGGACCAGCUGUCAUCCCAGGGUAAACGUCCUCCCUGCAUCUUCACUGUGGGGGUAUACCUGUGAUGUCAAACCACAGCUGAAAACGUGUUGAUUUCGUGUCAGACGGUCGGUUAGAAAUA